Lutzomyia longipalpis is the source of this 2566-nucleotide messenger RNA. Its product is annotated as 23 kDa integral membrane protein-like. Lineage: Eukaryota; Metazoa; Arthropoda; Insecta; Diptera; Psychodidae. The record is from RefSeq and is a predicted model, not a curated record. Gene Ontology annotation, cellular component: membrane. The coding region runs from base 172 to 861 and encodes 229 amino acids. The transcript is spliced from 4 exons.
CACAACACCACCAAAUUCUUCCAGUCCUAGUGUAACCGCCACAAAGUGAAGAAGUACGCAUCGAAAUUCGCUUCUGUUGCGUAUAGAUUCUGAUACAUUUUUUUCUAUUUCUGUGAAAUAAAAUUGUGUACAGGAGUUCAACGAAAAAAUAAAUAGAAGAAAUCAUUCAAGAUGGGUUUGAAUUGUGGAAUGAGUAUUGUUAAAUACGUUCUCUUCAUUUUUAAUUUACUAUGUGCACUUUGUGGUAUUGCUCUUCUUACAAUUGGUAUUAUUGUCCUGCUGACUGCUUCUGAUCUCGAAAAACUCUUUGGAGAUUACAAUGCAAUUGCCGCACCGAUUGUUCUUAUUAUUUUGGGCUCGAUAAUAUUCGUAAUAGCAUUCUUUGGAUGCUGCGGUGCUAUUCGCGAGUCCCACUGCUUGACGAUGACCUAUGCUACCUUUAUGUUCAUCCUUGUUAUUGGUCAAAUUGUUAUUGCUGCAGUAACAUUUGCCUUUGCUGGAGACAUUUCCAACGCAAUGACAACUACAUUUGAAAGGAUAUUCAAUGAACAGCACGUGGAUGUUAAUAGGGAACUCGUUGAUACUGUCCAAAUCAAUCUGGCGUGCUGUGGUGUUGAUGGUCCAAUUAAUUGGGCUGGUUCACCUCCUCCAAGUUGCUGCGGUCUUACGAGUGGAACUUGUGCCCCACAGAAUAUCUUCCAAACAGGAUGCAGAUCAGCUCUCGAAGAUUGGGUGGAUACAUCCAAGCAUAUUAUCGCUUGGGUAGCUCUCGGUGUUGCUGUUGUACAGCUUGUGGCCCUUAUCUUUGCCUGCUGCCUUGGAAAUCACAUUCGCAACGAGAGAAGAAGGUCUAAUUACUAAAAUAUCCUACCAUUCAUAUAUUUGUUUCUUUUUCUAAAUAAGUUUUUCUGCAUGUUUUUGCAUUAAACAAAGUGCUUAAUUUUUUCUUAAAAUUAAUAACAUAAUGUGCUAUCAUUAUAUACAUACAUAGAUGUUACUUAAAGAAUUUUCUAUAAUGUUUCUAAUACAAGUACCUACUACUUAUAUAUUGCGCAUUUUAAAUCGAGUGAUAAACUAUAUAUACCUACUUUAUCAGCUACCUAUAUAACACAAUUUGAUAAGGAAAGAUUUGGGUACUUUUUUCGGCUUGACUCUCUGCUUUUCCUCACACAUUGGGUACAUACAAAAGUCUAUGUUAUCUUAUCUUUUAUAUUACUUUUUAUGAAAUUUGAUAAAUAAAUUGGUACGAAAUGUAAUAAUCUGCAAUCUUAUCAGAAUUACCGUAGAAAAUUCAACAUUUUUUCGUGACAUAAAAAUAUACUUUAGGUACUACUUAUAUGGUGAGAGAGAAUUAGAAAAAUCUUUCCAUGGGGUUGCAGUAAAAUUUUUUUUUAAAUCCGUACAUAAAUCUUAUUGUCCGAUAAUUAAUUUAUUAAUUUAUUCCAUUAAAAAUUAUUCCAAUUUUUAGAUAUAAAAAUUCGUAAAUUAACCAAUAAUUGCAACAUAAUUAAUACUUUCAAGGGAGUUAGGAUUUUUUUAUUAGUACCUGUACUUAAUUAAAUCUUUUGCAGCUAGAGUUUUGGGAUUUUUGUUAAAAAUUUCUUAUUUUUUGUCAUUUAUGAAUUUUUUUAACGAUAGUUUCUCGUAGUCAUUGGAAAAUGUUCAAGAAAAUUUGAGGCAAUGCCUUGGAAUAAUUUCAAUAUAUUCAUUAUCCCCCCAAAAGCUCCCCUCUAUUAGCUUGACCCAAUUAAAUUUUAUUGUAUUUUUGACUAAAACUACUCUUUGAAUUUGGCGCCCUAAAUAUAGUUCCAAAAGCUACCACUGCUAUUUUCUGGCACUGUCGGUGAAAAUGAGAAAUUUAUUAGUAUUUUUGAUAUAUUUCUCCAAUGUUUCACGGCUUUUAUCGCGAUACUUGAAACGUAUAUAGGGGAGAAUGGCGCAAAUGUGAACACAUGAAAUAAAUUUUUAAGCUUUUUUUUUAAAAAAAUUCCUUAACAAUUAAAUUCUUUUUGCAUCUUAAACGAAAAGUGUGAUCAAAAUAUUAUUUUGAAGUUAAAUGCUAAAAUUCAGUAAAAUUUUUAUUCAAAGAUAUUACAUUAAUUAAUUAUUACAUUAAUUAAUAUUACAUUAACUACCUCAAUUAGAAGAAUGAUUCAGUAAUAUAGCCUGUGUAUGUGUAUAGUGAACAUUUAGUUUUCCUUUUUUCUUUAAUAAAAAAAAUAUUGCAAAAAGGAUAACAAAUAAUUAACAAUAAAUUUUUCUCUCAAUUUCAGGUAUGCUUGAAAACAGCUUGGAAGAAAAAAAUUGCUCUUUCAAAAAUAAAUUUAAGAUUUAACAAUAAAAAAAAACUUAACAAUUUUCAAUAUAAAACAAUUUUACAUUCUUACCUUUCAAUUUUACUCACACGCAGCCUAACAAUGAACUGAAUCAUUCAAGCGGCAUCACUAUACACACCAAAAAACACAUAAUACACCAUCCCCCAUAUAAAAAAGGCCAUUCAGGAAUAUUUUGGAGUUGUACUUUAAAUUUUGUAAAAUUUCAAUAAAAAACUUCUUUUUUUAAAUAA